Messenger RNA from Exophiala bonariae, 1464 nucleotides. RefSeq lists its product as uncharacterized. NCBI's taxonomy places the organism in Eukaryota, Fungi, Ascomycota, Eurotiomycetes, Chaetothyriales, Herpotrichiellaceae. Gene Ontology annotation, molecular function: succinate-semialdehyde dehydrogenase (NAD+) activity. The record is from RefSeq and is a predicted model, not a curated record. The coding region runs from base 1 to 1464 and encodes 487 amino acids. The transcript has 2 exons. Gene Ontology annotation, biological process: GABA catabolic process.
AUGACGACCAAUGGUGGACAGGCGUCAUUUUUCGACGGUUCUUCCACAGUACCGUUAUGGAUUGAUGGCAAAGAAGUGAUCAGCUCAUCCACUUUUGAGGUCACUUCGGCCGUUACUCACCAGACUCUGUAUCGGGCGUCAUCAGCUGGAGAAGAAGAGAUUAAAACGGCAGUCAACUCUGCACAAACAGCCUUCAAGACGUGGUCCUUGACCAAACCUGCUGUGCGAAGAGACAUUUUCCUCCAGGCCGCCAAAGAAUUCGAAAAAAGGCGAGAUGAACUAAAACGCUAUAGCUACAAUGAGACCGGCCAAUCACCAGCAUUUUUUGGAUUCGAAUACAGUGCAGCCAUCGACAUCUGUGUGAGUAUAGCGGGACUUAUUCAAGUGGCCAGCGAGUCAGUCGCUCCUGUUGUCAACGAAGGCAGUGCCCUGCUGCUCAAAGAGCCCUGGGGCGUUGUUCUUGCGAUCGCCCCGUGGAAUGCGCCCCACGUACUCGGCGUGAGGGCCAUCCUUACACCACUUGCAAUGGGUAAUACCGUUAUAUUUAAGGGACCAGAAGCAGCACCGGCGACGUCCUGGGCGAUUGCAGACGUAUUUCGUUCGGCAGGCCUGCCCGCCGGAUGUUUGAAUACCAUUUAUCACAAGCCUUUAGAUGCCGCGUCCGUCACAUCAGCAUUGAUCUCGAAUCCUGCCGUUAAGAAGAUCAACUUCACGGGCUCGACUCGUGUGGGUUCUAUUAUUGCUUCCCUUGCUGGCAAACACCUCAAACCCACGGUGCUCGAGCUUGGUGGCAAAGCUCCAGCUAUAAUCUGCGAAGAUGCUGAUAUCGAGAAAGCCGCAACACAAUGUGCUCUAGGAGCAUUCCUUCAUGCGGGCCAGAUCUGUAUGUCAACUGAGCGAAUCCUUGUGAAUGCGAAGGUGGUAAAACCGUUUCGUGAAGCAUUCAAAGCGGCACUGAGUAAGAUCUAUUCUGAGCAGGGACAGGGUACCGCUGGCCAGUUGUUCUCGAAAUUGCCCGUGGAACACAACGAAAACUUGGUUGUAGAUGCGAUAUCGAAAGGCGCUACCGCUUUAUACGGUGACCCUGAACAUCGCGAAUCGAGCAAGACAAAAAUGCGGCCUGUUGUCCUUGAAUCCGUUAAGCCAACGAUGGACAUCUACUAUACUGAGUCAUUUGGUCCUACAGUGUCAGUUAUUGUUGUUCGAUCCGAUGAAGAGGCUAUCUCGGUUGCUAACGACACUACCUAUGGUCUUUCUUCUGCCAUCUUUACUGAGGACUUGCGACGUGGCCUUCGCAUCGCGAGACAGAUCGAAAGUGGCGCAGUACAUAUCAAUUCUAUGACAGUGCAUGACGAAAGCUCACUACCACAUGGAGGAUAUAAACAAUCUGGAUUCGGCAGGUUCAACAGUUUGGACGGCUUGAAAGAAUGGGUUCACACUAAAACUAUAACAUGGAAAGACUGA